AUGUUCGCAGCAAUCCCGCCAGCACAGCCCUUCGCCUUCCAAGCGUCCUGCACACAUUAUACUCCAAUGCAUCCGUCCCCAUUGUCGCCGCGCAACUCGACGCUUGCCUCGACACGGCCAAUAAACGGGUUUCCCUCCGCAUCGACUGCAUAUACCGAACGUCGCGCAACAAGCGACACGGACCGAGCAGACUCGGAACCAACCCAAGCACACAACUUUUUCUUCUCUACGGAAAACACCAACUCUGCCACGACCACGACCACGACCGCAAACUCCAGGCCCUUCUCCUCGCGCUCCCGUACCUCGCCCACCUACGCCCAGCGCUACGCAACCCUCUCCAACCCCCUCAACAAUGCCUCACGAACAUACAGCACCUCGACCUCACCAUCCGCGCGCACAACAAGACGAACCAUAUUUCUCAACCGAGUCAAGGCUGACCGGGACGCGGAGCGGUUUGAGAACCGCGGCGAGCAGCUUAUGAUGAUGGAGCAUGUGGCGGAGCAGAAGCAUUGGGGGGAGCUGAUGCGGAGGCGGGCGGAUGGGCUCAUGCAGGCGUAUCAGCUGAACGAGGAUGCAGGGGAGGACAUGGAUGGUAUUGAUGAUACGGACGUGCGUGCUUUGGAUGAGUACGUGUCUGAGGAGCAGGCUAUGGAAACUGCGCUGUUGGAGACUGUGCAUGUGCCAUCUGGGAAUACGGGUGGAACGCAUGAUGCCAGCUUCUCGUUCAGUGAUGAGGAGUAUGAGGAUAUUUUCAUGGAUCUGGCUGAUCAAGGACCACAGAGCCAGGAUAUGGAUAUGUCGAGUGGAUGA
Aspergillus thermomutatus is the source of this 810-nucleotide messenger RNA. RefSeq lists its product as uncharacterized. Bases 1 to 810 code for a protein of 269 amino acids. The record is from RefSeq and is a predicted model, not a curated record. NCBI's taxonomy places the organism in Eukaryota, Fungi, Ascomycota, Eurotiomycetes, Eurotiales, Aspergillaceae. The transcript is spliced from 2 exons.